AUGAACCAGCUGUUGUGGCUACUGGCUUACACUACCUUCGCUGUUGGCACAGAGACGAGUACGAAUAAACCGAAAGGACCAAAAGUUACGGACAAGGUUUGGUUUGAUAUCGAAUCAAAUGGGCAGCAAAUGGGAAGAAUUGUAAUAGGCUUAUUUGGCAAAACAGUACCGAAAACUGCGACGAACUUUAUUGAAUUGGCCAAGAAACCGAAGGGCGAAGGUUAUGUUGGUAGUAAGUUCCACCGUGUUAUUUCCGAGUUUAUGAUUCAAGGCGGGGAUUUCACAAAUGGUGAUGGAACAGGUGGAAAAUCCAUUUACGGAGAAAAAUUCCCGGAUGAAAACUUCAAACUGAAACAUUAUGGAGCCGGUUGGGUUUCGAUGGCAAACUCUGGAAAAGACACAAAUGGCAGCCAGUUUUUCAUAACUGUGAAGAAAACCUCUUGGCUGGAUGGUAGGCACGUUGUUUUUGGAAAGGUGCUGCAAGGAAUGGAUGUGGUACGAGCCAUAGAGACCGUACCAAAGGGUGCUAAUGAUAAACCCAAAGAUGACGUGAUCAUCGCAGCUGCCGGUCACGAAACGGUUAGUACACCGUUCGCUGUGGAAAAGGACGACGCCGUUUGA
Messenger RNA from Haemonchus placei, 621 nucleotides. The record is from the annotation of a GenBank genome assembly. Lineage: Eukaryota; Metazoa; Nematoda; Chromadorea; Rhabditida; Trichostrongylidae.